UUAAUAAUUAGAGAAAAAGCAUAGACGACGUCGUUUUUUGUUUAUUUGAAAAAAAUUGAAAUACAUGAGAACCAAAUUGAAGGAAAUUGAAAACCCCCGCGGCCCUCUUCUUUCUUCCCCCAAUUCAUAAAACUGUGACUGAUGGAAAUCGAAACUUGAAAACCCUAGCCCCUUGUUGCCGCCACCGUCCCAAGCUCUUCAGUGCCACCGCCGUCCUAAACUCCGCGGCGCCGUCGCUUCUUCCUCUUCCCUGUUUUGCAAAACCUAAAAAACUCAGCACGUCGUCUUCAUCUUCGUCGGCUUCUCUGUUCGUGGUUUGGAGUAGCACGCCGUCCGGUUGCCGCUUGCCUUCAUCUCGCAUAUCGCCUUGUCUCGCCGGUUGCCAUCCGUCGAAGUGUUAACACUUGUCAUCAUAACAAGUUAUACUAUGUACAAAGUGGUGAUAUUGCCAAACUUCCACUACUUUGCCAUUAUCCUGUUAAGGAUAAUUUUUUCGCACAGGUAAAGACAACAGAAGUCGAGUAGUUGCUGCGGCACCGUUUAUAACAACUUCAUAUGGCUUCUCAAAAUGAAGGAACUAAGCACAGAGGCAUUGAGGUGGCAUGAUGAGUAGCGUUUGAAAGACGGUUGCAUAAGGCACCCUGCUGAUGGCCAAGCAUGGAAGAACUUGGACACUCGGUACCCAAACUUUUCAAAAGAACUUCGCAACUUGAGGCUUGGUUUGGCAAGUGAUGGUUUUAAUCCUUUUCGAACUAUGAACGUGUCACAUAGCACAUGGCCAGUUGUCUUAAUGGUGUACAAUUUCCCCCCUUGGAUGUCCAUGAAGUCAGAAUACUGCAUGCUCUCUUUACUCAUACCUGGACCUUGUUCACCAGGAAAUAAUAUUGAUAUUUUUUUGCAACCAUUGAUCGAAGAGCUGAAGGAGCUAUGGGUGUCAGGGGUAGAUACAUAUGAUUCUUUUAAGGGAGAAACUUUUCAAAUGCAUGCUGCACUUCUUUGGACAAUCAAUGAUUUUCCUGCGUAUGCGAUGUUGUCCGGUUGGAGUACAAAAGGGAAGCUAGCUUGCCCUUGUUGUAACCAUGAUACUUCUUUUUGUUACUUGAAACAUAGCCAAAAGACAGUUUACAUGGACCAUAGGAGAUUUUUGCCAGUUGAUCAUGCAUGGAGGUCUAACAAGAUAUCUUUUAAUGGAAAAACAGAAUUCAGGGGUCCACCACGAAUGUUAACAGGUGAAGAGGUUCUAGAUAAGCUAAAGUCAGUAGAUAAUGCCCUUGGGAAGACGCAAAGCAAAAGUAAUGGCCAAUGGAAAAAAAGAUCAAUAUUUUUUGAGAUACCAUAUUGGCAGCAUUGUAUGCUCAGGCACAACCUUGAUGUAAUGCAUAUCGAAAAAAACAUAGUCGACAGUAUAAUUGGUACCUUAUUGGAUAUUCUUGGAAAGACAAAGGAUCAUGCAAAGGCUCGUUAUGAUCUUAAGGAGAUGGGCAUUCGAAAGAAUCUUCACCCAAUAAAUACAAAGGAUGGAAAAAGAACUAAACUUUCUAAAGCAUGCUUCUCCAUGACCAAAGGCGAGAAAUCCAUUUUUUGCGGUGUCUUGAAGAAAACAAAAUUGCCUGAUGGAAGUGUUUCAAACAUUUCUCGUUGUGUACAACAAGAAGAGAGAAAGCUUUACGGUUACAAGACUCAUGAUGCUCACUUCAUGUUGCAUUACCUGUUGCAAAUACCAAUCAAGAGCAUUCUUCCAGAUCAUGUUGCUGUUCCUCUAGUUCGCUUGUGUUCCUUUUUUCGUCAGCUAUGUCAAAAGGAAAUCUCUUUAGAAGAGAUUAAUGGUUUAGAGUCAGAGAUUGUAGGGACUUUGUGCCAGUUGGAGAGGAUUUUUCCCCCUACCUUUUUUGAUAUAAUGGUUCAUUUGCCUAUUCAUUUAGCUAAUGAAUUAAGGUUAGGUGGUCCCGUCCAGUUCCGAUGGAUGUAUCCGAUUGAGAGAUACAUGUGCAUACUAAAAGGGUAUGUACGUAAUAGAAGUCGUCCAGAAGGAUCAAUUGCGGAGGGUUAUUUGACUGAAGAGUGUUUAACUUUUUGUUCAAGAUAUUUGCACGAGGGAGUGAAAACAAGAUUCAAUAGAGUAUCUCGGAAUAAUGAUGAAGGCACUUCAACCAAAGAGCCUGAUUCAAACUUGUUCACAAACAAGGGAAGUCCAUUGGGUGGAAAAAAAGGGCAACUAAUUAUUUUGGACGAGAAGUCACUCCUUCAAGCUAAUGCAUAUGUAUUGAACAAUUGCAUUAACGUGGAGCCUUACAUGAGAGAACAUGGUGAGCAACAAAAGCAAGACAAGCGGAAGCGAAAGUGGAACGUUGUUAAAGAUCAGAAUGAAGACUUUAUAGACUGGUUUACAGGACGUGCCAUGAAGGAUGAUGUUCCCAGUUGGAUACAACAGUUGUCUAAGGGUCCAAAUAAAGUUGCAAAAUCAUUUUCUGCUUAUGUCGUCAAUGGGUACAGAUUUCAUACUAAGCGGUGAGAAGUGAUGCGAAAAACACAAAACAGUGGUGUCACUGUGGUAGCUGAAACUACAAGCUUUGCAAGUGUUAAGGACAAAAAACCAAUCAAGGCCAAUAUAAGAUAUUAUGGUAGAAUCAUGGAUAUUAUCGAGUUAGACUAUUAUAGCCAAUUUAAAGUUGUGUUAUUCAAGUGUGGGUGGUUUAUUGCUAAGGAAGAUGAUAUGGUCUGACAUACGUUCAUUUCAACAAAAGAUGUUACCAAGACGAACCAUUUGUGUUGGCAAGUCAAGCACACCAGUGCUUUUGUGUGAAAGAUCCAUAUAUUCCCCAAAAGCAUUAUGUGAUGAAAACGGUUCCAAGAGACUUGUUUAACAUUGGGGUCCAAUUACAGUUUGACCCUAACAUAAGAGAGCCACAUGAAUCGGCGAAUAGUCCGAUACCCUUGAGUGAUAUUGGCGAGGUAGACUUGGUUAGACAGGGCGUACGACCCACAAUUGUUGAUGUGACACCGAACAAGAUCAAACCUAACCACAAAGAAAUAGAGUCUGAUGAUUUUGACAGUGAAGCUGAAAUUGAGGUUGUACAAAAAUUGUCUAUGAUGCUUUAUUUGUUCAUGAUGCUUUAUAUGUGGUUGCCAUAUGAUUUAUUUGUACAAAAAUUGAUAUGACAGUAGUGGUCCAUUGCCCUCUUAAAAUAUGUGGCUGCCAUAUAAUUUAUUUCUCCAUCAAGCUUUAUUUGUUCAUGCUUUAUUUGUUCAUGAAAUCUCAAUGUUUGUUUACUUUAUUAUGUGGCUGCCGUAUGAUAAUGCAUAUGCCCAUUUCUUUAUUAGUUUGGAUGCUUUAUUUUUCUCUCUUCAUGCAAUUUAAUUAUGUU
Arachis ipaensis is the source of this 3365-nucleotide messenger RNA. NCBI's taxonomy places the organism in Eukaryota, Viridiplantae, Streptophyta, Magnoliopsida, Fabales, Fabaceae. The record is from RefSeq and is a predicted model, not a curated record.